Molecule: messenger RNA, 1796 nt
Organism: Achroia grisella
Lineage: Eukaryota; Metazoa; Arthropoda; Insecta; Lepidoptera; Pyralidae
Gene: Fmo-1
Product: senecionine N-oxygenase
Exons: 8
Coding region: 158-1426 (422 amino acids)
Molecular function (GO): N,N-dimethylaniline monooxygenase activity; flavin adenine dinucleotide binding; NADP binding
Source: RefSeq, a predicted model, not a curated record
CCCGGCAUUUCACGUCAAAUCCUCGUCUCGUCAACUCGUCAAUAACUCCCUUAUCUAUUUACUAUUAAAAUAACAUUAUAAAAAUAUUUGUGACCUGUGGUUGUGCUGUGACAUUAUUUUUUAAGUUUCAUUUCUCCCGGAAAUCAAUAAAUAAGCAAUGGCUCGUGUGUGCAUAAUCGGAGCGGGCGCUGCUGGUCUCUGCGCCGCCCGUCACAUCCUCGUGGAGUCUUGCGUCUCCCAAGUGGACGUCCUGGAGCAGGCUGGCCAGCUCGGAGGCACUUGGGUGUACACAGAAAAUGUUGGCUACGAUGACUUCGGUCUACCUAUACAUACCAGCAUGUACAAAAGCCUCAGAACCAACCUUCCAAAGGAGAUCAUGGGUUUUCCAGAUUUCCCCGUUCCGGAGAGCGAAAAGUCGUACCUCCCCGCUAAAGACAUGCUCGCAUUCCUGCAACUUUACGCCGACAAGCAUGGAGUGACGCCACACAUCAAGUUCAAACACCAUGUUCAACAAGUGAUGCCGAAAAUGGGUCCAAAAGGUGAACUCUGGGAAGUAACCUACAAGAAUAUGAUCACAUUAGAAUCGACGACCAAGGAAUAUGAUUACGUGGUCAUCUGUAAUGGACACUACAAUACUCCAUUCAUUCCUAGUAUACCAGGGCUCAAGAAAUUCGAAGGUGACGUCAUGCACAGCCACGAUUACCGAGUACCAGAAAUAUUCACCGGCAAGAAGGUACUAGUGAUCGGCGCUGGACCUUCCGGCAUGGAUAUCGCUCUGGAGGUCACCAGCGUAUCCCCACGGAUCAUCCUCAGUCAUCACCUCAAAGAACAGCCCCGUACCGUCUUCCCAGACAAUCUAGUCCAGAAGCCUGAUGUAAUAAAACUGGAAGGACGCAAAGCAUUCUUCCAAGAUGGAACUGUUGAGGAGAUUGACGUAGUCUUCCUUUGUACUGGCUACUUAUACAAUUUCCCGUUCCUCCACGAGUCAUGCGGCAUCGUUGUAGAGGACAACUGCGUUGAACCGCUGUACAAACACCUGGUCAACAUCAACCAUCCCAGCAUGUGCUUCAUCGGCGUUCCUUACUACGUCUGCGCUUUCUCCAUGUUUGAUUUACAGGUACGAUACUACGUACGUUCAAUGAACGGCACCUUCAGUCUACCAACGAGGGAGCAGAUGGUGGAACACUGGGAGGAAGAGAAGAAAAACAGGGCCGCCAGGGGAUACACCAAACGGCAAGCGCACAUGAUGGGGCCAGAUCAGGCUAGCUACUACGUGUCUCUAUCAGAAGAGAGUAAAGCUACAGCUCUUCCACCUGUCUUCACCAAGAUCCACAACGACAGUAGUGAUAAAUUCAUCCAUAACUUGACGCAUUACAGAAACGAUGUGUACAGAAUCAUCGAUAACCAUAACUUCAUUUGCAAUUAGUAGUAUCGCAGGGCAUAAUUUUGGGACCCCUAUUAUCAAAUGUGUACGUUUAUCUAUUGUAAUGGUCAUUUUAGUUAAUGUUUAUGCUAAUAUAAUCCUUAUUACUCAUUAAUAUAACGAUUAUAUUUAAUAAUUUAAAAUAAUAAUUAGAAAUUAGCAACAUAAAAGUAUAUAUGCUUAAUAAAUAAAAGAAUUCAUUCUGUAAGAACUUAGUUCAUAUAUUCCUGUAUAAUCAUAACUAUCAUUUUAUAAUAAUGUCCUUUUAUUAUUAAUUAAACAAUAUCAUGUGAAGUAAAAAUUAUUAUUUGAUACUUAAUAAAACUACCAGCUCAUAUCAAUGUAGUCUAACCCUUUUUUGCUCUGAAUGAAA